AUGUCCACAUACUCGAAAUCACCGGCGCUCGGAUUUGAAAUCAUUGCCAAAUGCUCCACCACCAAAGCCCGCGCUUCGGUCCUCACGCUUCCCCAUGGCCCCGUACUGCUCCCUAUGUUCAUGCCAGUUGCUACCCAAGCCUCGCUCAAGGGCCUGACUCCUAAACAAUUGGCUCAGACUGGAUGUAACCUCUGUCUCAAUAAUACAUACCAUCUGGGACUCAAGCCAGGACAGGAAACGCUCGAAAAGAUUGGAGGAGCACAUGUUCUGCAAGGAUGGAAUGGCAACAUCCUAACGGACAGCGGUGGAUUCCAAAUGGUGAGCCUACUGAAGCUCGCCAAGGUCACGGAAGAGGGUGUACGCUUUCUAAGUCCGCAUGAUGGAACCCCAAUGUUACUGACUCCCGAACAUUCAAUCUCCCUCCAAAACACCAUAGGCUCAGACAUCAUAAUGCAACUCGACGACGUCAUAGCGACCACAUCUCCAGACGCGGAGAGGAUGAGAGAAGCAAUGGAGCGGUCUAUCAGAUGGCUAGACCGCUGCAUAGCAGCUCACAAGAAGCCCGAGACCCAGAAUCUAUUCUGCAUCGUUCAAGGGGGUUUGGAUCUUGAGAUGAGGAAAGUGUGUUGUGAGGAGAUGGCAAGGAGAGGUACGCCUGGUGUAGCUAUAGGUGGACUAUCCGGCGGGGAGGACAAAGUUUCUUACUGCCAGGUUGUGAACGCCUGCACAAACUGGCUCCCUCCGAACAAGCCUCGCUACGUGAUGGGCGUCGGCUACCCCGAAGACCUCCUCGUCUCCGUCGCCCUCGGAGCGGACAUGUUCGACUGUGUCUGGCCCACGAGAACCGCCCGCUUCGGCAACGCCAUAGUCUCAACCGGCACCCUCAACCUCCGCCAUGCAUCUUUCGCCAACGACUUCGCCACGAUAGAAGCGGACUGCACAUGCCCAUGCUGCCGGCCAGAAGAAGAGGGCGGUCUCGGCGUCACGCGCGCCUACGUCCAUCACGUCGCCUCCAAGGAGACGGCCGGUGCUCAUCUACUGACCAUGCACAAUGUGCAUCACGUGCUCUCCUUGAUGGGCAAAGUGCGAGCGGCCAUCGUCGCGGACCGAUAUCCGGACUUCCUGCGUUCUUAUUUCCGCAAGGCGUAUGGGGGCGACGUGACAAGAGUGCCAAUGUGGGCGGUGACGGCGUUGGGCGAGGUCGGCGUCGAUCUUCUCACAUAG
Molecule: messenger RNA, 1224 nt
Organism: Letharia columbiana
Lineage: Eukaryota; Fungi; Ascomycota; Lecanoromycetes; Lecanorales; Parmeliaceae
Exons: 7
Coding region: 1-1224 (407 amino acids)
Cellular component (GO): cytosol
Molecular function (GO): tRNA-guanosine(34) queuine transglycosylase activity
Source: RefSeq, a predicted model, not a curated record